AUGAGGCCCCCGUCUAGAGAGGAGGAGGCUUCGCCCCCGGCCCCGAAGCUGGCAAAGGAUAAAAAGAGAAAGAGGGUCUCGACCUCCGAGACUCCAAAGUCCAAGAAGAGUAAGGCUCGUAAGUCGAAGAAAGACACCGCCGUCCUGCCUGCGGAUCUAGUUCAGCGACUAAGAGAGAAAGAAGAAGAAAAUGAAGAUGCUGGCUUCGAGCUGGUGGCCCGAACGAAGAGGAUCACCGAGGCUCCAAAAGCCGCUGAGCCGGUGAGGGUCGAAGAGAUUCAGCCUCGAACCGAGGAGAUCUCAGAAGAGGGCCCGAGCAAAGUCCCCGAGUCGUCGGAGGAUGAAGAUGCCUCCCGCCGAAAUGAGCAAUCGAUGGGUGCUGCCGAGCGUGUCAGGUACCAGUCUCGAAGAGAGACUCUUGAGGAGAUUCAUGCUCGUGGCUUUAACCUUGCUAUCGAGAUCGAGAAUGCGAAAGAGCUCGAGGCCAAAGCCAAAGCGUUGCUAUCCUCCAAUGAUGAUGAUUCUAGGAGCGUGAGUGGAUUUCGAUGGCGAAGGCGUAGCUCCCGAGGGAAAUUAGGCACUUAG
Nicotiana attenuata is the source of this 585-nucleotide messenger RNA. RefSeq names its product nucleoporin NUP159-like. The record is from RefSeq and is a predicted model, not a curated record. The transcript is spliced from 2 exons. NCBI's taxonomy places the organism in Eukaryota, Viridiplantae, Streptophyta, Magnoliopsida, Solanales, Solanaceae. Bases 1 to 585 code for a protein of 194 amino acids.